AUGGAUCUCCUGGCGAAAGGCCUCUCGGUACUGUCCGCGCAACCGCUGCACCAAUCCGCCGACGAGGCCAUCGCGAAGCUAUGUGAUCGCUUGCAAUACUCAACCUUGCUUGAGGACCGGAGGGCUGCUGUCCUGGGACUGAAGGGGUUCUCUAGGGAUUUCAAGGAGCAAGUUGCAACAGGAGGUCUAGCAGGACUCUUCGUCACACUCACCCGUGACGCCGGCGACCUCGACACCCUCAAAGCCGCUCUCGAGACCCUCCUCGUCCUCUUCUACCGCGACUCAAACGAUCCACAAUCCCCCGACCUCCAAACAUGGAUGGCAGACGCCUUCAUCUCCGCACCCCAAAACAUCUCCUCCAUCAUCGAGAUCCUCGACCAAAAUGAUUUCUAUGUUCGAUUGUUUGCACUACAACUGCUGGCCAGUUUAAUGGGUGUACGAGGAAACAAGAUGAAGGAGCUCAUGUUUGCGGAUCCGACGGCGUUGUCGAGGUUGGUUGCUACACUUGGUGAUGGGCGCGAAGCGGUACGGAAUGAGGGGUUGUUGCUGUUGAUUGCGCUGAGUGAUGCGAAUACGGAUAUCCAGAAGCUCAUUGCGUUCGAAAAUGCGUUCGAGAGGUUGUUUGAGGUCGUUGAGAUUGAGGGUGGGUUGGAUGGGGGAAUCGUGACCCAGGAUUGUCUACAGUUGCUCAACAACCUGUUACAUCACAAUACUUCGAACCAGACGCUGUUCAGGGAGCUCGGAAGCGUUCCGAGAUUAGCAAAGUUACUGGCGGACGGGAAGGCCGAGACACGAUGGAAUGAGCAAAAGGCAACGAACUUGUCAGCAUCAAUUGCUCUGACCAGAGCAUUCGUCGAGCGCGGCGCUCCAGGUAUCGAGGCAAAUCAGAAGGUUAUGGCAUCCUCGGGUAUCUUGGACAGCCUCGUCGAGAUAGGAUUCUCGGAUGCAUUGCCAAUAGGCGUCCGUGCUCAUGCUUUGACCACCUGUGCCGACUUGAUCCGUUCAAACCCUCAGAAUCAGGACUUGUUUGCGCGGUCAAGAGUCGUGGGUGCCCCUCCGCCGCUUGCUCCCGGUACCUCGAGGGCUUCGACGCCCGGGAUGGGCAAGACCAUCAGUCCGGUCAUGGAGCUGCUGUUGAUUGCACUGUACUCCGAGUCUGCAGAAUUCUUCGAGCUGCGUGCCGCCGCCGUUCUCUGUUUCCAGGGUUACAUCCAAGAUAACGACAUCGCAAAAGGCCAUAUCGUCGAAUACCUCAUCGACAUCUACUUCCGAUCACAGAAGAACCAGAACACGGACGGCGAACCGGGAUUGCUAGACUGCAUUCUGUGGCUAGAACAGUCCAGGGCACGGAAGGAUCCGUAUAAGGUAUGGUUCGCCUGUGUGCUCUUGAUGCACCUCCUCUUCGAAAACCCUAGGACGAAGUCAUUGUUGCAUGCUGUAACGAUUGGUGGUGAUGAGGAUGUCGUUACGGCCGUGCAGACACUCGCGGCGAACCUCGUCACGUCUAUCCGACAUUCUCUUGAUCCGCGGAUUUCGCUCGCGUAUGCUAUGCUGCUGUGUGCGUGGCUGUGGGAGGAUACACCAUCCGUCAUCGAUUUCUUACAUGAGAGUGGGAAUGUGUCGAGUCUCCUGGGGACUGUGGCCGGUAGUGGUGGUGGGUCCACGGAGGUGAUGGUGCAGGGGCUGUGUACGUGUUUGUUGGGUAUGUGCUACGAGUUCGAUGAGGGUGAUUCUCCUAUACCGAGGGAGAGGUUGCAUUCGAUGUUGGUGGACCGGGUAGGCAAGGAUCAGUUUGUCAAUAGGAUCGCACGGUUACGGCAGUCGCCUGAGUUCCGGGAUCUCACGGUGGAUUUCGCGUUCUCGUCGACUGAUGCGCAGGGUUUGCCGAAUGUUUACUUUGAUUUAACGUUUGUUGAGUUUCUGAAAGAUAAUUACAGCAGGAUCCAAAGGUCGGUUCGUCGGGAUCCGUCGGCGUUUGAGCCGGUGCCCGUGGUGAAGGGUGGUGAAGUCAACGGAGACCUUUCAAAGCAGCUUGAGGCGUUGAGGAUUCAGUUGCAGGAGAAGGACAGGGAGGUUGAGCGAGCGCGGGAGAAUUUGCGUGGUGAGCAUCAGUCGAAGCAGGACGAGCUUGCCAAGAAUAACCAUGACUUGCGCGCUCAGCUCGAGGCGGCCAAAGCUGAGGCAGCAAAAGCCCAGGAUGAAGUAGCAGCAGCAAAGAAGAAGCUUGAGCAGGAGGCGGAGUCUACGGCCGGUAAAGCUGGCGAGGCACUGGAGCAGAAGGAGGCACAGUGGACUGAAGAGCGUGAGAAGCUUCGGAAGCAGUUGGACGACUUGAGACAUGAACUGCAGGCGGCGUUAAAGGAGAACAGGCAGACUGCAUCGCAGCUUCAACAGAGUCUGGAGGAUCUCGACAAUAUCAAUGACAUGACUUCGAAGAAGUUGAAGGCUAAAGAUGAGGCUCUUGAGGCUGCGAAGAAACAGGUUGAUGAGCUCAAGGCAAAGGAUGCUGAGUUGAAGAAGGUCCAGGAGGAAAUUAAUGAUCUUCGGAAGAAACUCAAUGACUCCAAGAGUUCGGCUGGGGUCAAUGACAAGGAGGUGAAGCGUUUGCAGAAGGAGAAAGAUGACAUCCAAGAACAACUUGACAAGGUUCAGUCAUCGGUGUCUAGCAAAGACGCGGAUCUCGAGAAGGCGAAGAAGGAGACGGUUGAGAUUCAAAAGAAGUUGGAUGAGUCGAAGAAGGCUUCUGAUAAGGCGGCAAAGGAGAAGGCUGAUCUGGAGAAGAAGGGCGAGGAGGCUAAGAAGGCUUUGGAGUCUGCGAAGGCAAAUGUCAAGCGCCUUGAGGGCGAGAAAGCUGACUUGCAGAAGAAGCUUGAUGAAGCACAGGCCUCAUCCGAGGCCUUGGAUACACUGAAGAAGAAGUACGCGGACUCACUGAAGCAGGUUAUGGAAGCCAAGGGCUUGAAAGACAAGGUCAAGGCCGCAGAAGAGAAGGCUGCAGAGGUACAGAGUGAGAUGGAUGACUUGUUGCUCGUACUCGGAGAAUUGGAAGAUAAGAGGGCAAAGGACAAGGAGAGACUGAAGGCUCUUGGCGAGGAAGUCUCUGAAGCAGAGGACGACGAGGAAGACGAUGAUGAGGAGUAG
Molecule: messenger RNA, 3141 nt
Organism: Saitoella complicata NRRL Y-17804
Lineage: Eukaryota; Fungi; Ascomycota; Saitoellomycetes; Saitoellales; Saitoellaceae
Exons: 2
Coding region: 1-3141 (1046 amino acids)
Biological process (GO): transcytosis; vesicle fusion with Golgi apparatus; intracellular protein transport
Cellular component (GO): endoplasmic reticulum; cytoplasm; ER to Golgi transport vesicle membrane
Source: RefSeq, a predicted model, not a curated record